AAUUACGUCGAUGACUGACCGAGGAGAGGAGAAGGAAGGAGAGAAAACUAGAAAGAGAGAGCAUGUGUCUCUGUGUCCGUGACUGUGCUUUCCAUAGAGAAAUGGCAGUAGCAAGCAGCAUAUGCAACCAGAAGCAUUUGUUUUAAUAAACCCAAUUCAUGGUCCCUUAAAUAAACUACUACUCUAAUACACACCCUCUCAAACACUACUGCAAACAUCACCAACAAGCUUCCUCUCUUGACAACUUCUCUUGCUCUUAACUCUCUGUUCAGCUCAUAUUUACACAUAGAUUAAGAUGAUGAUGAUGAGUCCUAAUGCCUCUGGUGCAAGAAACAACACUAGAUUCCCUUUCACACCAACUCAAUGGCAAGAACUUGAGCACCAAGCUCUUAUCUUCAAGUACAUGGCUUCUGGUAAUCCCAUCCCUCAUGAGCUCCUCUCCACUAUCAAAACCUCCUCUUGGGACCCCUUGUCCAACCUCCUCCACCUCCACCCACCUCAACAAAUUGGAUGGAACCAUUACCAUAUGGGAUAUGGGAGAAAAAUAGAUCCAGAGCCAGGGAGGUGCAGAAGGACUGAUGGAAAAAAAUGGAGGUGCUCAAAAGAAGCUUAUCCAGAUUCUAAGUACUGUGAAAGACACAUGCAUAGAGGCAGGAACCGUUCAAGAAAGCCAGUGGAAACUAACUUAACAUCAUCAACAACAUCUAGUAUGAAUGAUAUAAGUCUUUCUUUGCCAAAAACAGGGGUGCCCAUCUCAUCAAACACUAGAAAAAGCCCACAAAACCUCUCCCCUAGCCCUUAUAGUGUUUUUCAAGCCAAGGCAUCUCAUCAGUUUGGUCCUUCACUAUCCUCUCAGAAUGGUGUUACCACACUUAAUAGCACUCCCUUCCUUUAUCCACAUUCUAGACCUUCAGAAAGAAAUUACAGCAGUUAUGUUCAUGGCAUUAAAGAGGAGGCUGGUGAGCAUCCCAAUUUUUUGUCUUCAAGUUCUAGUGGGACUAUGAGAAGCAUGUCUGGUUCUUCAUUGGGUGAAUCUUCUUGGCUGUUAGAUCAGCCACUAGCAAUGAACAAACAAAGGACUUGCUCUGCUUUACAAAAUGGAUACCCUUUUACUCAACCUAGCUCAAGGGAAAAACAAGAUUUAGGGUGGGGAGAGAUGAUGAAAAUGGGAAGAGAAGAAGAACCUCAGAAAGUAAUGCACCAUUUCUUUGAUGAAGGGCCAAGAAACAAGGACUCAUGGGAAGAAACUCAGCUCUCAAUAUCAAUGCCUAGAUCUUCACAUGAAGACUUUUUCAGGGCUCAUAAUGAAAAGUGAAAGUUUUUCAUUGUGGGUUUCAGAAUCACAGGCCAAAAAAGUGCUUACAUGUAGUGGUCAUUCAGUUCCUUUUGUGUCAAGAGCCUUUUUCUGAAGACUGAACUUGCAGCAGGGGGUUCAGCUUUUUUCUUAUGUUUGUGCAAAGGGUUUGUCUGUUAAGUUGAAUUACUGUGCUAGUGUUGAGUCAGAAGCAUGUGUGUGGUUUCCUUGUUUUUUCAUUUUCUCUUUGCUGAAAACGCCAACUACUUUGAGAUUUUGCAACAUUAUUAGCUUGGAUUUUUCACAACUGACCAGAUUGGCUAGCUCA
Daucus carota subsp. sativus is the source of this 1622-nucleotide messenger RNA. RefSeq names its product growth-regulating factor 1-like. Gene Ontology annotation, molecular function: ATP binding. The transcript has 4 exons. The coding region runs from base 296 to 1315 and encodes 339 amino acids. NCBI's taxonomy places the organism in Eukaryota, Viridiplantae, Streptophyta, Magnoliopsida, Apiales, Apiaceae. Gene Ontology annotation, biological process: DNA-templated transcription; developmental process; regulation of DNA-templated transcription. The record is from RefSeq and is a predicted model, not a curated record. Gene Ontology annotation, cellular component: nucleus.